AUGGACCGAUCUGGACACCUCCUGGAAGAUAAGACUUUAGCGGAAUUCCUUGGUGUCGAGGAUGUGGACUGUGACAGUGGUAGUGUGGCCAAAGUCGAGAUGGAGGAGCAAUCCAAACCUAGCACACCUGUGCUUGGGGACAUUCCCCAUCCGGCACCCAAUCCGUUCCCAGAACUCAUUGCCGCGACUGCGCUAACAGCGCUGGGAGCAAUGUCAUCCAUGUCUACACCCAUUAUCACUAACUUGCUUGAUGAGGAGCAACAACUCAUGCGCGAUCAAGCGGCAAACGCACGGCGCAAGUCAGAAGUUCCGACAAAGUUGCAACGACACAGUGAAUUUACGUUCACUCCACCUAGCGUGGAAGAACUAGUUGUCAAGCGUCUCGCCAUACUUUGGCAACAUGUGCCACCGUCCCUGAGGCAAAAACGCCCACUGAAUUAG
Molecule: messenger RNA, 441 nt
Organism: Peronospora matthiolae
Lineage: Eukaryota; Oomycota; Peronosporomycetes; Peronosporales; Peronosporaceae
Source: the annotation of a GenBank genome assembly